AUGGUUACUAUAACCUUUAAAGACUUCAAGAAGGAGAAGAUUCCGCUGGAUUUAGAGCUUUCCAGUACGGUUCUGGAGGCUAAGACGCAGUUGUGUCAAAAGAAGGAUUGUGAAGAGUCCCAAAUCAAGUUGAUCUACUCUGGUAAGGUACUACAGGAUGCCAAAUCAUUACAAGAGUCUGGGUUGAAAGAUGGGGACCAGGUGAUAUUCAUGAUCUCGAAAAAGAAGUCGACGGCGACAAAAGUGACCGAACCGGAGGCUGCAACGGAGUCUCCUGCAUCGGUAACGCAAUCUCCUGCACCACAAGAAUCAUCUUCUGAGCCGCCAGCGGCUCAGACGCAGACACAAGUCUCGCAAGCGAGCGAUCCGGGUUUCGUCGUUGGAGCGCAGCGUAACGAAGCUGUAGAGAGGAUUAUGGAGAUGGGUUACGAGAGAGAACAGGUAGACCGUGCGCUUCGGGCAGCUUUCAACAAUCCAGACAGGGCAGUCGAGUACUUGCUGAUGGGUAUCCCGGAAAACUUGCAGCAAUCGCAGAGCCAACAACAGACAGAAGAAACGCAAGAGGUUGUUGAAGGCGGUCAAACACAAAUACAGACUGAGCCAAGCGGUGAAAGCGUGGGUGAGGAUCUGUUCGCCCAGGCUGCCCAACGUGGCGAUAGUGGCGCCGCUGGUGGCGACGGCACCGCCGAAGGUGUGAGCGCUAGUGGUGGUGCUCCAGGCUCGAUAGGACUAACGAUGGAAGAUCUGCUUGCGUUGAGACAGGUGGUGUCGGGAAACCCUGAAGCUCUUGCGCCAUUACUGGAAAACUUGAGCAGUAGGUAUCCACAGCUUCGUGAACAGAUCAUGGCCAAUCCCGAAGUGUUCAUAUCGAUGCUGUUGGAGGCCGUCGGCGAGAACCUGCAGGAUGUGAUGACCGAAGUGGACGAGACGAGAGAACUGGAGGGCGAAGCGGCAGCGGCCGUCUCGCAGUCGGAGGGCCAAGAAGCAAACGUCGAAGUUUCAGAAAGCGACGAGCUAGCCAUCGGUCGCCUUUGUGAGCUCGGUUUCGAAAGAGCCCUUGUGAUGCAGGUGUAUUUCGCAUGCGGCAAGAACGAAGAGAUCGCAGCGAACAUGUUAUUUAAUGAAUUCGGUGACUAG
Molecule: messenger RNA, 1137 nt
Organism: Torulaspora globosa
Lineage: Eukaryota; Fungi; Ascomycota; Saccharomycetes; Saccharomycetales; Saccharomycetaceae
Gene: RAD23
Product: Rad23p
Exons: 1
Coding region: 1-1137 (378 amino acids)
Biological process (GO): proteasome-mediated ubiquitin-dependent protein catabolic process; nucleotide-excision repair
Cellular component (GO): cytosol; nucleoplasm
Molecular function (GO): damaged DNA binding; ubiquitin binding; proteasome binding
Source: RefSeq, a predicted model, not a curated record